GGCGUGGCGUGACGACAGCACGUUCUGACAGGAAUAUCGUCCAAAUUUGGCCGCGGUUUCCUGUGUGCGCUUUCACAAACCCCAUGAUGGUGCGCUUUUCUCGCGUGUGGGAGCGGGGCUCCGUAUUUGCCGCGUUCCUCCGCCAGAAGGACUGGUCGUCCAAGUUUACCACAUUGAAGUAUUCAAGUACAAAGGCAGAACCGCGACUUCCCAGAAUGGAGUAUCAGGUAAGAUACUGUGGCUAUCAUCUGCUAGCCAAUGUGCUAGCAAGUUAACCUACUAACGUUAGCUAGCUCGUUAGUUUGACAAGUUUAUGGCUCACGUUCAACUUGAUCAACAGCUUGCUAUACAUACAAAUACAUGAUAGCCAUUUUGCAACUUCGCCAUCUAUCUAGCAAUCAUUUACCUUCAAAUCAGCAAACUAGUGUUCACGUGCAAGGAACAAAUACUAUUACAUCAGCCGAAUGUUGCUGGAUUGGACUGGCUUUGGUGGAGGGGGAACAUUAGCUAGAUAUCUGCUCUCUGCUGCAAGUUAUGAGGCAGCAUGGCGCGGAAGCGUUUUAGCAAACUUGCUACUGUUCGCUGCAUGAAUGCUUUCUGCCUUAAGUUAUUUCUGUUUGUCAACUAAAACUAAAUUCCUCCUCUGAGCAAUUGAAUAUUUUGUUAGCCUACUAAAACUAGUUAGUAUGCAAACAUAACAAACAACCCCCCCCCCCCAAAAAAAAAGUUUGUGUGCUGUGUGCACUGUUCAGACAGACUAGCUACUGCACUCACCAUACCUGCUCUACUUUCACUUACUUGCAAGCUAGCUAGCUCCACAAACGGUCUCUACUAUCUCUAGCUGGAUAGCUCAGGCUACAUGUGGCUGGUAAAGUCGUGGUGCGAGAUUAUUAACAAAGUAAAUAUAGCUACCAUGGGAAACGCAUGCAUUCAACAGGCACAGACAGUCUGCUUAAAAUCUGUUGCAUGUGAAAUUAUUUUGUUAAAUUUAAGUUUUAUUUUUUAUUUUUGUGUUAUCAUAUAGGCUUAAUGAAAUUGGCAAAGUUUUAAUUUCCCUGCAAUUCAUGGUUGUGUAUAAUAUGCUAUCCAGAGAUAUUAAAAACAUGCACCCUUAUGGUUUUUCUGGCACUGCAGGAUGCAGUGUGCACCCUCAAUACCCUGCAGACCAAUGCCUGUGCCCUGGAGCAAGUGCGUAGAGAGCGGGGUCACCCCCAACUCCAGCUCCAGGCCAUGAGGGGCUUCCUGGAGCGAGCAGGCCUGAGGGUGAAUAUAUUCUACAGCAGUGUCUACCCCUACCAUUUAUUCAGGAGUAGCUGGUUAGCUCUGUUCUGGAUUGUCAUUUGAAAUGGUCAAUUAGUGAUUCUGUCUCCUAAUCUAAAUGUUUUCCCAUUUUGAUUCAAAGGUGGAAGAACUUGACCAUCUCAAUAUCAUUCAUGUCACGGGAACGAAAGGCAAGGUGUGUGGAGCAUGGUGUGUGUGUGUAUAUGUUUAAAUCCACUAAUGUAUAAGCCCCAAGUUCGUUUAUUGUGCAAAGUUUGCCAAACAAAUGUUGUAAACAACUUGAUAUGGCAUUGUGGGAGGAAGGUUAGUAAUGUUUAGAAUUUUUAUCUUUCAGGGGUCAACGUGCGCUUUCACUGAACAGAUACUGAGACGCUAUGGUUUUCGGACAGGAUUUUACAGGUACAUAUCAUGAAGUAUCAAAACCAGAGCAGUCCUACCUACAGCAAAUUAGCUGUUGAAAAAAAAUAAAUAUCUGUUUUUGAUGCAGAGUAAGGACAUUUACUUGUGGUUACCAGCCUCGUCCAGUUAACCAAGCCAUAAUCCGUCAUCUGAUUUCCUGCUUGAAACAUUAUUCAUUAAGUUCACUGACUGCUGAGGCAACAUUCUUGUGUAGUAGUUAUAGAGCAGUGGUCACUAACCGGUCAGUCACAAUCGACUGGUCGCUCUUCAAGACAUUCCUAGUCGAUCACCAAGCAUUUCUUUAGAAAAGCCAACGAUAAAGGCUUGUGAUCAUCUUUUUUAUUUAUUGGUGUUACGCUUUUGGCAGUAGGUGCACUGUAUUCAGAAGCCCUGAGCACUGGGUAGGCAAAGUGUUCCCAUUUUGAACCAUUUAAUUUGUCUGAAAAGACAAACUCCCCUACCUGGCGGACUGGGAGAUCUCUGGCUAAAUCGAGUGCGCCUACAUGAGAAAUUGAGAAAAAUGUUUAUCAGUGAAGUUCUACUCUACUGCAAAGGUUCGCAACCAUACCCCUGUUAGGAAUUAAUAAUCCUAAAUUAUAUUUUCUGAGUCCUCAUGUUUUUGACUGUUAACACAUUGUCUUUUCUGUCGAUUGCAGUUCCCCACAUUUGGUACAAGUCAGGGAGAGGAUAAGAAUUAAUGGAAAACCAAUCGGCAAAGAACUCUUCACAAAAUAUUUCUGGCAGGUGUAUGGACGGCUGUAUGAAACUAAGGUAGUUGUGGAAAAAAGUUCCGAUUCCAAUUGUAGUGAAGGUUUGGAGUUCUGCUAUCUGUGCUCCUGGUCCUUAACCUCCAAGGAAAAGGGUGUGUCCAUAAUGUAUUGCAGAAUACAACACAUUCUCCAACCAUGACAAGUUGCUCCCUGUCUUUUCCUGUAGAGAAAAUAAUAUUUCAUUAAUAAAUUCUUCAAAUAUCUUUAAGUUGGACGUACUAAUCAAGUACCACUGUCUGAACUGGAAACCAAACGAGUUCUACUCAUGUUUCUCAAUGGUUGUUUACAAUAGCAGGGCCCUUCACAAUUUGCCUCUAACUGUAUACAUCUGGGCUUGGUCCAUGGCCUGAAUUCAGGCCACUGUACCCUGUGUAGUAUUCCUGUCUCUAGCUGUUAGAAUUGAUAAUUGAGUUUUGGGAGAAAAUGAAAAACCUCUCGUCCUAUAAUGACCAGUGCGUGUGUGUCAUGUGAUUUGGUGUAGAUGUCCCAUGCUGUAGCUGUCGCCCUUAAAUGCUGAGGUCGCGUAUCUGCUUGUUGAGAUGUUGAUGGGAUACUUCGACGCUGUUAUAGUAAUAUCCUGUUUACCUUUGACCCUUCUCAGGACACUCACGGGGGGAGCAUGCCCGCUUACUUCCGCUUCCUGACCAUCCUGGCCUUCCACGUCUUCCUGCAGGAAAAGGUAGGUCGCCAUUACCAGUGUACCACAUCUCUCAUAUCAGCUCCUGCAUUCCCAUCAUACCCCACUCUUGGUGUCCCUGUGCAGCAUUGCUGGGGUGUCUGGGGCUGCAUUCCAUUCCAAAUGGUUGCUCCCUUUCCUCUCGGUCCUUGUUAACUCCUUUACACACCUGAUAGGAUUGGAAUGAAAAAGGAGACAAGGGAGGGAACAAAAGUCUGGAAUUAAAUACUGUCCCUCAAAACGCUACAACACAUAGUGGUGACCCUUUGGUGACCUAGUGGUGGUGGUGUCAUGGCGACUAAUGAGUCACAACCUGUACUGGUUAACAUUUCUCCUGAGCUUUUUAUGGCCUAUCUGUGUCACAGGGUGGGGUGAUCAACUCUCAUCAAAUCAGGAAGUGAAUUGAAAUUCAUUUCAUGACUCAAGUCUUCUUGAGAAAAAAAAAUUGCACUUAUCAAUUCUUUCAAUUGACCUCCUGCAAUGACUGAAUAGAAAUGUGGGUUGAGCUCAGCCACCCAUAUUGUCUUGUGAUGCAGGUGGACCUGGCAGUGAUUGAGGUUGGGAUUGGUGGAGCCUACGACUGCACAAACAUAAUCAGGUAAGAAGCAUGGAGUUUGAUCGUAUGGGGUGGGAAACAAACAGGAUUUAGUUCAAUGGUCCAUAAUCACCUUUAACCUUUAACUCGAUUAGAAAUAGAUCUCUAUGAUGCUAUCGGCUGCAGCUGAGGUAACCGUUCCCUCUCAUGGAAUGCCCCUCUGCAACUCACCCUGAUUCCCCUCACUGUACCCCCUGGCCCAGUUCCAAAGACUCUAGUGACUACUGCUGCGUGCCUAAUGUCUCACUGAACACACUCGCCGAGCCCUUCCACCAUUUUGUCCUACAGUGCGACCGCAUUAACAAAGCGCGACUAUGUCUCGUCAUCCUCCCAUUUGUCAGGCGGUCCCAUUUUGCAAUGAAAGGUCUCCAUUUAUUGUUGAGAGAGAGAGAGGGCGGCAUUAGGUGCUAUUUGAAGAGGGUUGUUGAGAACAGACUUUUUUUUAAAUGAGCUAAAGACUUUCAAAAGAUGUGCGAUGUAGGCACAAGCAUUCAGGUUUGAUAUGCGUAUCUACUUCUAGUUAUCUUUGGAAUAAUUAUAAUUUUUUACGCUGGACCAAUUAUUAAUUUGACAUGCCCCUGUACUUUCCCAUGAUUGAGAUGCAAUUGUGUGCAAAUCAUUCUCGCCUGUAAGACCUCUCCGUGGUCAGAUCAGAGCUAGUGUUUCGCUAGAUGGUCACCAACACGAGACCUGGCAGAUCUGACAUCCAGUUCAUUUCUGUUCACACCCUGCACCCGUUGGUUACACUUCCAAAACAAAUAGCUAAUACAAACUAGUUAAAGGAAUACUCAGCGAUAUGACUUAGAUGCAGAAAGUAAACCACAUAUUGGGUCAACUUCUCCGCUGUUUUGGUCCUGUGGCUACCACGCUGUAACAGCGCGAAGCGAACCCGUGCAGAUACUGUGUGAGAGCGGAAUGUUGCGUCUCGCUCAUCUCUACCACGUGGCUACGUCAUUUAAAUUCUACCUUUUUAACAUGAAAUCUGAUGUAAAAUGUAAUUUAUGCGGCCUCUGCAUGCAGUAUCAUGCGGACCAUUAUCUCUUUCCAUAGCAGCUUUCCCUGCUGUAUAAACCAAGUAGCUUCGUGUGAUGAUCCAUUGAAUCCACUAUAAAGUCUGUCGUCUAUGCUCUGUAUGUCCUCCCCUGACAGGAGGCCGUGGGUGUGUGGCAUCGCCUCCCUUGGAAUAGAUCACACCUCAAUACUGGGGGACACAAUCGAGAAAAUUGCCUGGCAGAAAGGGGGUAUUUUUAAGGUUAGAUUGCAGUACAAAGUGUAACUCUUGCUUUGUCAAGGCCGCACUUUUGAUACAUUCUCUGGCGCAGGACGUUUGGUUCAGAACAGCGCCUCUAGAAUGUAACAAAGUAGUGUCCAAAUUGAUGCAUGAUAGUUUAAUGCAUGUAGUAAAACGUCAGCAAAGCCUCUGGUGCUAACAUUUGACUAUGCUGAAAUAAAUAGUAAAUUGGGAGUUACUCACGCUAUUUAAUUAUUUCUCGUGUCUCCUCAGCCAGGAGUUCCUGCCUUUACUGUGAAGCAACCAGACGGCCCUAUGACGGUUCUCAAAGAGAGAGCAAAGGAGAUUGGGGUGAGGGCCAAAAAAGAAGUCAUAAAGCACAAGAUACAACAUUGUGUCUGUAGAGUGUUGUUUGUAGAUUAUUGGCCUACAUUCAAGUAUGAACACAAUGUUUCCCCUGUAUUUAUCUAGCAGCGGCGCCCCACUUUAUUCAUUUUGGAGUAAAAUGUCCUUUUAAAAAGUCACCAGACGUGACCUCACAGUGGUUUAACAAAAAAAUUAUCCUGGGCGGGUAUAUGACAGUUUCAAAUAGCCUCGUCAAAAUUCUAUGAUCUAUGCAAGCACUAAAUUAGCAAAUAGUUUCACAACGUCUCAUUUCAGCGUAACACAAACAAUGGUGUAAUAUCUGACUGAUGUGAAUUAUGAUAGUUGAUAUCUAUCCCUCGGACUGUCCUUGAAUAACUGUCUGACUCUCUUUCUCCCACCCUGUGUCUCUUCUUCCUCCUCCUCAGUGUCCUCUCUGGGUCUGCCCAGAGCUGGAGGAGUACCCUGCCGACUCGGGACCUCUGCGUCUGGGCCUGGCCGGCCACCACCAGCGCUCCAACGCCUCCCUCGCCCUGCAGCUCAGCCACAGCUGGCUACAGAGACGCUGCCUUCCUGGUAGGUGUGUGUGUGUGUGUGAAACUGGUCUGUGGGUGGUAGGGUUAGGGAACAACCUGGGUGUAUACAGGUGUGAGAUUAUUGGACCUGGCAUGUUUUGAUUGUGUGGUGAUUUCAGGUCAUGUGUAUUGCUCUUCUCCUGUAGACCAGAGCCUCCCCUCCCCCACUGACGAGAGUAAAGGCGUGUCGCCGGCCGCUGGCUUCCAGCCAAGCCCCAUCAUGGCGAAAGGUCAGUUCAGUAGAACAACUGCCACACACUCACCUGCAAAAAAAUAUAACAGCCUUGGGUGAAGACAACGGGUGAACGCAAUCACAUUACCUGAGCAUUGAUAGGUAAGGAAAAUGCUAAAUGUUUUCUCAGAAUUUGAGGAUGGGAUGAAUUACUUAUUGCUUUAUAGCGGAGGACUAGGUGGACUGUAUGUCAAGGUCCAUGAUUCGUUCCCAGGUUUCAACACCAACUCCCGGGUUUUUCGGAACCAACCAAGCCUCCAGCGCAACUUCCUGCUUACGCCCAUCUAAUCAUUUCAGAUCUGUGGUAGAUGCUAGGGGCCCAUUUUGGUAUUCAGCAACAGUCUCUCUCUCCUCUCGGGGUGAUAGGGCUGGAGGACACCGAGUGGCCGGGGAGGACCCAGACUCUGAAGCAUGGCCCAGUCACCUACUUCCUGGACGGGGCCCACACCACCCGCAGCAUGCUGGCCUGUGUACGCUGGUUCAGCGAGGCUGCCGCCCAACACGAAAGGACCACAGGGUCAGUAUCUGGGUGUGAGUUUGCUCCACUGGGUCUGUGUGGUCACGUCAACUGUUGUCUACACACCUUACCAUGUGUUGAGCGCUGCAAUUCAAGCAAGGUCUGUCAGUUGAAAAACUCUGGUCAUAACCAUAUACCUAACCCCUAUGUGUCCUUACAGUGGACCUAUGGUCAGAGUGCUACUGUUCAACGCUACAGGAGAGAGAGACUCUGCAGCCAUGCUCAAGCUAUUGGUGGUGAGUACGCUACCCUGGGCUAACUGCCCAACAACGAUAAGUACUACACAUUCAAAAUCGGUGUUUCCCAAUCACAGAUAAUGUUAGCCAAUCCUGAUGUGAUGGUAUCGUCAUAUAUGGACGGCAGGUAACCUAGCGGUUAAGAGCGUUGGGCUAGUAACUUAAAGGUCGCUGGUUCGAAUCCCCAAGUUGACUAAGUGAAAAAUCUGUUGUACCCUUGAGCAAGGCACCUAACCCUAAUUGCUCCUGUAAGUUGCUCUGGAUAAGAGCGUCUGCUAAAUGACUAAAAAGUAAAAAUAUAUGCCAUGUUUGUAGGACAACUGUAACUGAUAGUUUUUUCGCUAUGGGGUUUUCAGCCAUGCCAUUUUGACUUUGCUGUGUUCUGCCCCAACAUCACAGAGGCCAUUGCAUCAUGUAACGCAGGUAAGACAGGCAUAACAUACAUGGUGUCUUUGAGUCAGGCUUUCCUGGUUAUUAAUCAACUACUUUGUCAAUGAAUGUGGCUUGACAGUUAGAGCAAACAGUAGCAUAGUAUGACUUGUCUAACAUUGAAGAUAAUUGUUUUGGGUCAUGUUAGUGACGUAGUGAUUCAUCCAAACAUAACUGAAUAGUUCUGCCGUUGUAAUUAUGCGGAGCGACUGGCCAUGAAAUGUCAUUGGUGUAGAUGUGAGCUUGUUCUCACCCCACUGUCAAUGGAAGGGCAAAGGAAACGUUGCUGAGUUAACAUGGUGUCCAAGCCAGCAAACAUUUCAUAACUCUAUUGGCCCAAGUGUUGAUUUUAUGUUCUGGCUAUUAAUGUUUGAAAAGUGAAAAUAAAAUAACUUUCUAUUAAUAAAAUAAUAGUUCUGCAUGUGAUUUCCCUUUCUUUAAAGGUACAAUCUACCAUAUUUACUGGCGUUCAAUGGCCAUUUAAAUUAUACCCAUUUGAUAGCAUAGUAACAUUGUGUAACCCCCCCCCCCCCCCAACGCCUUCCCGCUCUCCUCUCAGACCAACAAAACUUCAACGUCUCCGUGGAAAACAUGCUCACCCGUUGCCUGGACAACCAGAGGAGCUGGCGCCUGCUCAACGGCCAGGAGGAGAAGCCCGGCGCCCAGUUGCUCAUCUCCCGCGACGCGCUCCCCCUGGUGGCAACCGAGCGCUGCAGCAAAACCCUUGUCUUCCCCUGCAUCCUCAGCGCCCUCCAGUGGCUCAGCCAGGGCAGGGACUCGGUCUUGGCACACCCGGACAAGAGGGUCAUCCCUGUCAAGCCCAGCGUGACGGCCAAAGCCGCUCCACUAAGAGAUGCCACUGGCAUCCACGUCCUCGUCGCUGGAAGCCUCCAUCUGGUCGGGGGCGUCCUGAAACACCUCGACCCUUCCUUUGCCUCUUAAAGGGACGGUUCUGUCAGAACGGCAAUAGAUCAGAUUGGCUUGGUUUGUCUGGUAAGGGCAAAAGCAGAAUCAAGAAGAAACCCUCUCUGGAGAGAGAGCUAAAUGCUGGGAUAUCAUACAGCCUAAGGGAAAGCUUAUGUUGGCUAUGCUUACUGGCAGGUAAUCAAGUUUGUACCAGGCAACAGGGUUUUGUGUCACCCCCAGUCCUUGGUAAGUCUAAUAGAAAUUGUCAAUGCCAUAACCAUCUAUUUCUAUUGAUAAGUAGAGGGCUCUGGCCAAUACAAGUUCAUGUCAAAUGUUUUAGCCAGUACCACAUAGAGCCUUACUGAGGAUCACACAUGUCACACAAGCAUAUAUAUUUAUGCCGGGUCACCUCUUUGUGUCUAGGAUAAACAGUCAGUCGCUGGGCAAGAACUCAGUCUGUUCCUCCCUCCUAUUGAUGUUAGCCUGAGUCCAGAACCUUUGUGGGCAGGUGUGUGUGUGAGAGCGAGACUACAGUCUCUAACACACACUCUAGCCCCCCCCACCCCCGCUGCAAUACAACUCCAGUUCCAACAUCAUUUACGUCAUUUAGCACACGCUCUUAUCCAGAGCGACUUA
Messenger RNA from Coregonus sp. 'balchen', 8846 nucleotides. The record is from the annotation of a GenBank genome assembly. NCBI's taxonomy places the organism in Eukaryota, Metazoa, Chordata, Actinopteri, Salmoniformes, Salmonidae.